Symbiodinium sp. CCMP2456 is the source of this 407-nucleotide messenger RNA. The record is from the annotation of a GenBank genome assembly. Lineage: Eukaryota; Dinophyceae; Suessiales; Symbiodiniaceae.
AUGUCUGCGGCAUUUAUGGACUUCCUGACUUCGAAGCUUUCCGAGGUGGAGCCUCGAACGGUGCUGGUUCUCUUGCUGUUGGCCUAUGUGCUGCUGCAGCUCAGCCGGGCCGGAUCGAAGGGAAGUUCGGACACCGGCGGCGAGAAAAGCUUCGAUGACGAGGGCCUGGAGCACAUGGGGGUGGCAGGCCAGAUACCUCCUGGCAAGAAACUGGAGAUUGCACUGGAUCCACCCUCCGGGCUUCACUGGAGCAAUCCGGAGGAGCCUUUUGCCUUCGAGACGGAGCUGUGCAGGGGCACUUACUUCUUCUUCCACCCGCCCACGGACGGCCGCGCACCGCGGGGCGCCCUCGGCGGUCUGGACUUUGCUGAAUAUUUCCGCGGGAAGACACGACUAUGGGAGUUGAG